Molecule: messenger RNA, 2018 nt
Organism: Sciurus carolinensis (gray squirrel)
Lineage: Eukaryota; Metazoa; Chordata; Mammalia; Rodentia; Sciuridae
Gene: Ing3
Product: inhibitor of growth family member 3
Exons: 12
Coding region: 104-1360 (418 amino acids)
Biological process (GO): regulation of DNA-templated transcription
Cellular component (GO): NuA4 histone acetyltransferase complex
Source: RefSeq, a predicted model, not a curated record
CUGCUAGCGGAGGCGCCAUAUUGGAAGGGACAAAACUCCGGCGACAGCGAGUGACACAAAUAAACCCCUGGACCCCUUCGUUCCCCCAGCUCUAAGGGCCGCGAUGUUGUACCUAGAGGACUAUUUGGAAAUGAUUGAGCAGCUUCCAAUGGACCUGCGGGACCGCUUCACAGAGAUGCGAGAGAUGGAUCUGCAGGUGCAGAAUGCAAUGGAUCAGCUAGAACAAAGAGUCAGUGAAUUCUUUAUGAAUGCAAAGAAAAAUAAACCUGAAUGGAGAGAAGAACAGAUGGCGUCUAUCAAAAAAGACUACUAUAAGGCUUUAGAAGAUGCAGAUGAGAAGGUACAGUUGGCAAACCAGAUAUAUGACUUGGUAGAUCGACACUUGAGAAAGCUGGAUCAGGAACUGGCUAAGUUUAAAAUGGAGCUGGAAGCUGAUAAUGCUGGAAUUACAGAGAUAUUAGAGAGGCGAUCUUUGGAAUUAGAUACUCCUUCACAACCAGUGAACAAUCACCAUGCUCAUUCACAUACUCCAGUGGAAAAAAGGAAAUAUAAUCCAACUUCUCACCAUACAACAACAGAUCACAUCCCUGAAAAGAAGUUUAAAUCUGAAGCUCUGCUCUCUACCCUUACAUCAGAUGCCUCUAAGGAAAAUACACUAGGUUGUCGAAAUAAUAAUUCCACAGCUGCUUCCAACAAUGCUUACAAUGUGAAUUCCUCCCAACCUCUGGCAUCCUAUAACAUUGGCUCAUUAUCUUCAGGAACUGGUGCAGGGGCAAUUACCAUGGCAGCAGCUCAAGCAGUUCAAGCUACAGCACAGAUGAAAGAGGGACGAAGAACGUCAAGUUUAAAAGCCAGUUAUGAAGCGUUUAAGAAUAAUGACUUUCAGCUGGGAAAAGAAUUUUCAAUGCCCAGGGAAACAGCUGGCUAUUCAUCAUCUUCAGCACUCAUGACAACGUUAACACAGAAUGCCAGUUCGUCAGCAGCUGACUCACGGAGUGGUCGAAAGAGCAAAAACAACAACAAAUCUUCCAGCCAGCAGUCAUCCUCUUCUUCCUCCUCUUCUUCCCUGUCCUCGUGCUCUUCAUCAUCAACUGUUGUACAGGAAAUCUCCCAGCAAACAACAGUAGUGCCAGAAUCAGACUCAAACAGCCAGGUCGAUUGGACUUAUGACCCAAAUGAACCUCGAUAUUGCAUUUGUAAUCAGGUAUCAUAUGGAGAGAUGGUAGGAUGUGAUAACCAAGAUUGCCCAAUAGAAUGGUUCCAUUAUGGAUGUGUUGGAUUGACUGAAGCUCCAAAAGGAAAAUGGUACUGUCCACAGUGCACUGCUGCAAUGAAGAGAAGAGGCAGUAGACACAAAUAAAGGUGUCACUUGAGGAAGGAAAGCUUCAGCUCAGCAUUUUAUAUAGGACUCUAAAACGGAAGAGAGAAAGAAGAAGCAACUCAUUUCCAGGCAACCACUUAAAGGAUUUACACUGACAAUCCUAUAAGAUCUUGAACUUGAAUUUUAUGGGUUGUAUUUUAAUAAUGUAAGUAAAUUAUUUAUGCACUCCCGGUGUGCUAUGAAUAUUAUUCCAGUUAGCCUUGGAUUAUUUCUGUGGCCAACAUAUGCAGACAUUUGUACUCCUCAACCAUUUUCUCAAAGUAAUGGGCAUUCUAUAAUUUAGACUUCAAAGAAUUCCAACGAUGAUGAUUUUAAAAGUAUUUUAUAUUCAACAGGUAUAUUCUGCUGCAUGUACUGUACUCCAGAGCUGUUAUGUAACACUGUAUAUAAAUGGUUGCAAAAAAGAAAAAAAAAGUCAGCCCUUCUGAAAAGAAUUUAAGAUAAUGGUUUUUAAAAUGCCUUUAUAAUAAGCUUUGUUUCUUUGUGAAACUAAUUCAGCAGGCUGAAGGAAAUGGUUCAUGUGAUAAAGUGGGCUGGUGUCCUCUAGAGUACCUGGGUACAUAAACAGAAACUCCUGUAGGUAAAAACUAAUUUGUGCCAUUAGUCUUUAUAUGUUUCUGCAUCCAGAUAGAGUGCA